AAUAAUUUAAGUCUCUACAUAGCCAAAAAUUACCCCCGAAAAUCCGUACAGCUUUCUUCACUUCAAUUUUGUAAUUGGCUCCGGUUGCUACAUCCAUCUCCUUUUAAAACUUGACCUCAUAACAUGAAGAUCAUUGCAACGGACAAAAGCGAGCCAGUCGGAGCAGAAAACAGCACACCUCAUAGCCCUCCCUUUCUUGCUUCUGCAAUUUUCCUCACUCAUUCUCACAACCUCACCUUCGACUUUUCCUUCCCUUUUGGCUUCUGCUGCUACAGAUCUGCUGCUGCUACUGCUACAAAUCUGCUACUGUUGCUGCUACAAAUCUGCUGCUGCUGCUGCUAUAGAUAUGCUGCUGCUGUUGCUACAGAUCUGUUGCUGUUGCUACAGAUCUGCUGCUACUGCUAUAGAUCUGCUAUUGAAACUGCUGUUGAUCUGCUGCUGGAGCCUGGAGUUGUUGUCAAUCUGCUGCUGAAGCCUAGAGUUGCUGUCGAAGCUGCAAUAUCCCAUCAUCCUCACUCACUAUAUGUUUGAUGCACGCCUCAUUAAUUUUUACUUAUGUUUGAUGUAAAAAAUAUGUAUUUUGAUG
This is a messenger RNA of Rubroshorea leprosula, 586 nucleotides long. NCBI's taxonomy places the organism in Eukaryota, Viridiplantae, Streptophyta, Magnoliopsida, Malvales, Dipterocarpaceae. The record is from the annotation of a GenBank genome assembly.